Molecule: messenger RNA, 1566 nt
Organism: Penicillium brasilianum
Lineage: Eukaryota; Fungi; Ascomycota; Eurotiomycetes; Eurotiales; Aspergillaceae
Source: the annotation of a GenBank genome assembly
AUGGCCCAGAGCACGAUGCAAGACUUGAGUGGGCCAAAGCCGGCGACCAGACAUGUCGAAGGCUCGCAUAUCCCCACCGACACUGCCAAGAUUCACAAUGGUGACGCCGCAUUGGCUUUAUUCGACAACCUCGAGGACAUGCACGAGGGUUUCGAGGUCGGGGAAGAGAAAAAGCUCGUUCGAAAAAUUGACCUGAUGAUAUUGCCAUUCUUAGCAGUCUGUUAUGCAUUCUACUAUAUUGACAAAACAACUUUGUCGUAUGCUGCCAUCUUUGGGAUUCGGGAUGACCUGAAUCUCUCCGGCAAAGAAUACUCAUGGCUCUCGAGUGUCUUCUACUUUGGCUUCUUGGUGUGGUCGUUUCCCACCAACCUGCUGAUGCAGAGAUUCCCGGUUGGCAAGUAUCUGGGUGUCAACAUCUUUCUCUGGGGCUUUUUCUUGAUGCUGCAGGCGGCCGCGAAGAAUUUUACCCAACUUGCCGUGCUACGAGUCAUAUCGGGCGCCGCCGAAGCAUGCAGUGACCCCGCAUUCAUGCUCAUCACAAGUAUGUGGUAUACCCGUCGUCAACAGCCCAUUCGAAUCGGCCUGUGGUAUACGGCCAACGGCUUCGGCAUCGCCAUCGGUGGGCUGUUUGGAUACGGCAUCGGACAGAUCAAGGGAAGUCUUCCCUCUUGGAAGUAUGAGUUCCUCAUUAUUGGGGCCCUGUGCUGUAUCUGGGGUAUCGUCAUGGUCAUCUUCCUUCCAGACUCCCCAGUCACGGCGCCUCAACUCUCGGACCGCGAAAAGCGACUGGCCGUUGAGCGCCUGCGAGACAACCAAACGGGCGUGGAGAAUCGGACCAUGAAGCCCAAACAGAUUGUGGAAGCAUUUUUGGACUGGAAAGUCUGGGUCUUCUUCUUGCUCGGCUUCUCCGGUAAUAUUCCCAAUGGAGGCAUUUCCAACUUUGGUACCUUGAUCAUCCAGGGCUUUGGUUUCUCUACUUUGGUCACAACGCUCAUGCAGAUUCCCUAUGGAGCGUUUAUUGCCUUUAUGAUCCUGACCGCAGUAUUUGUCAACGAUCGCCUCCCACAAGGCAAUCGCUGCAUCGUCGCGGUGGCGUUUCUCCUUCCCAACCUGGCCGGCUCCUUUGGUUUACACUACGUGCCCGAAACUAAUCAGGUGGGCCGAUUAAUCUGCUACUAUCUGACCGGCUCGUAUAAUGCCUCUUUCGUGAUCAUUCUGUCCAUCUUGACGGGCAACAUUGCCGGUCAUACCAAGAAAGUGGUCACCAACGCGAUGAUCUUUCUGGGCGUCUGCGUCGGGAACAUUGCCGGACCUUUCUUCUAUAAGUCCGAGCAGGCCCCCAGUUACGAGUUGGGCAUUUGGUCGAUGAUCGUGGCCAACGUGGUGGAAAUUGCUUUGAUUAUCAUUCUAGGAUUCGCGCUCGCAUGGGAGAAUCGACGCCGCGACCGGGUGCAAGGUGUAAUCUGCGGUAGCCAGACGGACUACGAGCGGCAGUUAGAGCUUGAUCGGACUGCGUUUAGUGAUUUGACUGACAAGGAGAACCUCAACUUCCGCUACCUCUACUAG